This is a messenger RNA of Andrographis paniculata, 1551 nucleotides long. RefSeq names its product E3 ubiquitin-protein ligase RHF2A-like. The record is from RefSeq and is a predicted model, not a curated record. Bases 270 to 1349 code for a protein of 359 amino acids. Gene Ontology annotation, molecular function: ubiquitin-protein transferase activity. Lineage: Eukaryota; Viridiplantae; Streptophyta; Magnoliopsida; Lamiales; Acanthaceae. The transcript has 9 exons.
AUUAAAUUACUACUACUAAUUAGGGUUUUGUUUUUGAUUUCUUUGUCUGACUUCCGAGCAUUAAUGGGAGUGUGUUCCGUGGGCUCACGCCUUCGGGCAUCAUAUUCACCAUCAUUCAUCACCGCAGCAUAAAGCAAAAGUCGAAUAAAGAAACAAACAAAAGUAAAGUGGAACCUCCGCACUCAAAUCCCUCUUCCCCAACAAAUACAAGAACAACUCAACUCCCCACCACGUCUGCCCCCGGAAGAGAAGGGCUCUUUCUUUUUGAGAUGGAAGAGGGAAAGAUGCCCGAAAACCACUUAACUUCUGCCGCGGCAUUUGUGGAAGGAGGAGCACAGGAAGCAUGUGAGGAUGCUUGCAGCAUAUGCCUCGAAGUUUUCUCUGAUAGCGAUCCUCUCACACUGACUACUUGCAAACACGAGUUUCAUCUUCAGUGCAUUCUUGAAUGGUGCCAGAGAAGCUCCCAGUGUCCUAUGUGUUGGCAGCCAAUCAGUCUCAAGGAUCCUAGCAGCCAAGAGUUGCUUGACGCUGUCGAGCAUGAGAGGAGUAUCCGGAUGAACCCACCGAGAAACACAGCUAUAUUUCAUCACCCAACCUUGGGUGACUUUGAGCUGCAGCACUUGCCGGUCAGUGCGAGCGACUCUGAACUCGAGGAGCGCAUCAUCCAGCACUUAGCUGCUGCAGCAGCAAUGGGACGAGCCCGUCAUCUUGCCAGACGUGAAAGCCACCGUAAUAGAUCAUCCACUCAAGGGCGCCCUCACUUUCUCGUCUUCUCAACUGACCCCACUGGCACGUCUGCUUCUGCUUCUCCUCCAGUUACAAUUACAAGCCCGAGCUCGCCACUCACCACCAUUGGUGAAGAUUCUACUUCCUCGGGAUCAACUGGUGAUGCUUAUCAAUUUCAUACAAGAACGACGCCCAUCAACAGGGUGCCACCUGCCCGAAGUUCUUCUCCUAGAAACCAAGAUAGAGCUGGUUCAUCUGAUCUGCACUCGUUCUCUGAGUCCUUCAAAUCCCGACUUUCUGCACUGUCAACAAGAUACAAAGAAUCAAUAACCAAGAGCACAAAAAGCUGGAAGGAUCGUCUAUUCACCCGCGGCAGCUCAGCACCACCCACCCGAGUCCACAGGGAAACAGCCAACCUAACAAUGCUGAUCCCGACUCCUCCAGGAACUGUUCCCAUUACUCGUAUGAUGGAUCAUCUCGAAAUAGCGCCACACGGUCGAGCCACUGCAGCAUCGGCUACAAAUCCUAGUGACCUGGACACUGCAGCAGGGGCUGCCAGCCGGGCUUCAAUCGCGCAGCCCCCGGCUCCUGCUCCUGCUAGUGCAAGUUUAGGAUCAAGUUAAAUGGAUAUGAUGAUGAUUCCAGAAUUACUGCAGCAUGUGAAUUCCUAAGUGUCCUCCUUCUCACCAGAUUUGUUAUCUAAACAUAUAUAUAUACAUACAUAUAUACAUUCACAUGUUUUGGUGAGAAAUUUGGAUUGGGACGUUGGAACAGAACAAACAUUGUAUAAAAAAAGCGUCACUGAUUUAUUUCUGUACUGCAUUC